AUGUCAAAUCACCGUCAUGCCUGUAUUAUUCACCAUAAGAAUCUAGCCCUAUAUUUCAUCUCGAAGGAUAACAAAAUUCCUGACGUCAGUCAUUGCAAAACAUUUAAAAAUUUUCACGCAACCCGCCUCUACAAUAGAUGGGCUAAGAAGAAGAUACAUCAGAAUUUUUCGAACCGAUUAGGAAUUUCUUUCACCACAUCAUACCAUGCGUAUAACACUAAUGUCGUCACUACAAAAGGACUUGAUUUUAUUUAUGGCAAAAAAUAUGGGAAUCUUCAAUUUACUCCCAGUUCGUCUCCAAAGGUGAAAAAAAGACAAGAAGCUCGUUUUAAUGCUUUGGUUAGGCAUACUUUUCAUAACGCCAAGCUGGAUGAUAAUGCGCUAACGGAAGAUAAACUCCGAGCUGCACGACGUCACAAAUUAUUAUUUCAAGAAAAUCAAAGAUUCACCACUCCUGUCAAACACCUUCGAUACAAGAAAAAAUUCAUCGAACCAUCACAAGGUUAUUACACCUUUCCGAUCCCAUUUCCUGAACCUACGACUGUAUCUGUACCUGUUUUAGUGGAGACAAUUUGUAACGUUAGCUCUGUCGCAUCUACAUCGAAUGAUAAUCCUAUAUCCCCAGCUAAUACUGACAAUUGGGAGAAUGUACCUGAACAUUAUAUUCCGUUAAUUCCUCAGUAUGCAGUUUACGAAGGUGGUCGAUUGAAUCAACCUUCUCGUCAUAAAGUUUCGAAAAAGAAAUUACAACCACUUGCAGUUGGCAGUGAUGGCUGGCUUGCUCUCAUGAAAGAGAUCUAUGAUGAUCACGUAUCAACGAUAAAAUAUGAACAAGGAAGAAUUAAUGCUGGAAUACAAUGGGAUACCACUCCCGAUCAAGGCGAAUACCGGGAAGAUCUUUGUAAUCGUGUAAUGGAAGUCACCAACGCUCAGUACAAUUAUGAGAUGAAAUUACUUGAAAUCUCAUCCCAAGUAAUACCCGAAUUACCUACCGUAUCUGGACCACUUAAACAAUGCGAACGCAAAAAACGUGAAAAGCGUCGAUUACAAAUAUUACAGGAUAUUGAACGGAAAAAACUUGAAGAUACUGAAAUCUUAGAAGAGUUACGCUCUUGGCCUUGUGCCAUUAUGGACGACAGACCGCUUAAACGACGUGCCAGUGAUAAUGGCAAUUUAGAUACUCAUUAUAGUUAUCAUAAAAAUAAAAAGGUUCGUAUAUUAUCCGCCUUGAAGGAUUUAGGAAAUAGUUCGUCUGCUCGUACUAUCUAAGUACUCGUUAGUCAAAUUUUUAUAUAGCGAUUUAUUAAUAUAUUAGUUUCUAUCUGUACAUGCUUAUUAGCAUUUUAGUUCGUUUUUUACGUUAGAUUUUUAACAACUUAAAAUAGUGUAAAUCAUUCCACCUCUUACAGUAUUUACAGGU
Messenger RNA from Rhizophagus irregularis DAOM 181602=DAOM 197198, 1420 nucleotides. The record is from RefSeq and is a predicted model, not a curated record. Lineage: Eukaryota; Fungi; Glomeromycota; Glomeromycetes; Glomerales; Glomeraceae.